AAGGAAGAAGCUCGAGAUAUGGAGGCUGCCGUUCUAUUGAAGCCGGUGCAUAGGCUCAAGUAUCAUUUUCUCCUCAGCUUCUGUCAUGUCCGGAGAAGAAGAAGAGAACGCUGCCAAACUCAAGAUUGGAGAUGAGUUUUUGAAGGCAAAGUGCUUAAUGAACUGUGAAGUGUCUUUGAUCCUUGAGCACAAGUAUGAACAGCUUCAGCAAGUCUCCGAGGAUCCUAUGAAUCAAGUUUCUCAAGUGAUUGAGAAGUCUUUGCAGUAUGUGAAGCGAUUUAGUAGGUACAAGAAUCCAUAUGCUGUUCGACAAGUUCGAGAAAUCUUGAGCAGGCAUCAGCUCACUGAGUUUGAGCUUUGCGUUCUUGGCAAUCUCUGUCUUGAAACUGCUAAAGAAGCAGUGGCAAUGGUUCCUUCUCUCAAAACAAAAGGAAGAGCUCAUAAUAAUGAAGCGACCGAGAAUAUACUUAAUGAUCUCUCCCUUGUCAAGAGAUUCGAGUAGUUGCGGAAAGUUCUCAAGAUCUAAGAUUAUAAACAUAUUUCAGGGGACUACAUUCUCUUUCUAUCUGUUGAUAUCUGAGAGUUAGUAUUUCAUGUCUAAAAUUAUAAAGUUUUCAUGCUCAGAAUCUCUGUAAUGACAUCUUUUUAAUAUGUUUUAUGUUAUAUCAUAUAAUCUCUACGUAUGCUCUACAUACUUAACUCUAUUCAGUGGAUCGUGCUUUGAAAUGAAAUCAAGUCCAUGGUCACAAUGAAUGAUUAUGAGUUCUACUGGUAAAUUUGUAUUUGACUGCAUUAGAAAACCUAGAUUUAUGUUCAAUUUUGGGCUGGAAUGUGUUGGGAAUGACUACUUCUCUUGUUGUUAAGAAUUGCUAUUAGUGUCAUUGCCUGAGAAAUUGUUAUAUUUGUAUAGGUUUCUAUGAAGACACAGCUGGUGUCACAGGAGGAGUUAAUCGAGAUGCAACAACAGAAGACAUCUCAGGAAACGGUACGAGAUAUCCUCGCUCACCACAGCAGAAGGAAUCCUUACAAGAUAAUGGAAAUGUGCAACAUGGUUGGUAUUGACGAUGCGAUUCUCUACUCUCUUCCAAGUCAGUUGACAAAAUCAGGCAUCCAAAAAGUGAAAAUUGCUGCUGCUUUACUGAAAGAAGCCGAUGCCUAUGUCCUAGAUGAGCCUUCUAGCUACCUGAGUAGGAAAGAGAGGCUACGUGUUGCUCAUGCGAUUGUCUCCGUCAUUGGACCCAACAAGUAUGUUGUUGUGGCUGACGAAGACGUCAAAAUGGUUGAACACAUUUCGAAAUCCAUUUUCAAAGUGGACGGGACCCCCAAUGUAAAUGGUCACGUGAAACCAUUUACUUACCAUCGGUUUUAGAUGCCUUUUUGUAUGCAAUUAUGAACCAUGAUGCUACAUAGUGAAAUUUUUGCCUGUUACAAAUAUUGCAUUUAGUACAACAGACGAAGUAACUCGUAAGUAAUGAGAAAAUGUAAAACAACAUUGAUUUAUCUUCUUUA
Messenger RNA from Brassica oleracea var. oleracea, 1509 nucleotides. Its product is annotated as DNA-directed RNA polymerase II subunit 4-like. Gene Ontology annotation, molecular function: nucleotide binding; translation initiation factor binding. Gene Ontology annotation, biological process: mRNA export from nucleus in response to heat stress; positive regulation of translational initiation; nuclear-transcribed mRNA catabolic process, deadenylation-dependent decay. The record is from RefSeq and is a predicted model, not a curated record. Lineage: Eukaryota; Viridiplantae; Streptophyta; Magnoliopsida; Brassicales; Brassicaceae. Gene Ontology annotation, cellular component: P-body; RNA polymerase II, core complex.